Messenger RNA from Schistosoma turkestanicum, 808 nucleotides. NCBI's taxonomy places the organism in Eukaryota, Metazoa, Platyhelminthes, Trematoda, Strigeidida, Schistosomatidae. The record is from the annotation of a GenBank genome assembly.
AUGAUAGCAUGCGCUGUUAGUGGCCUUGUUGCUGAUGCAAGAACUCUGAUUGAACGUGCACGUACAGAAGCAGCUCAUCAUUGGUUCGUGUACAAUGAAAAAAUGACCAUUGAGGAUGUGACUAAAGCUGUCAGUAAUUUAGCCUUAGCAUUUGGUGAUGACGAUAUGGAGUCUGGAGCAAUGAGUCGUCCAUUUGGUGUUGCCUUAUUAUUUGCUGGUGUUGAUGAACGUGGUCCACAAUUAUAUCAUAUGGAUCCAAGUGGAACGUAUAUUCGAUAUGAAGCUAAAGCAAUUGGUUCUGGUUCUGAAGGUGCACAACAAGCUUUACAAGAAAUCUAUCAUAAGAAUAUGACAUUGCAUGAAGGUUGUAAACACGCUUUAUCAAUUUUAAAACAAGUUAUGGAGGAGAAACUUGAUUCAACCAAUGUAGAAAUGGCAACUGUCAGCAUUAAAGACAAUUAUCAUUUAUUCAAUAAAGAUGAAGUACAAGCAAUCAUUGAAGAGAUUAAACAAUCAUCAUCUUGAAUAUAUAUAUAUUCAUUAUUUUGAAUUACAUUUACAAUUACUAUUUAUGGUAUGGCAUUGUAUGAAUUGGUUUUGCACGCACUAAUCCCACCCUCUCUUUGUUUUGUUGUGAUUGUGGUUGUGUGUCUUCAACAAUGAAGAAAUAUGCAUUGAUUAUGUGUUAGUGGUAUUGUGUUUAUGUAUUAUUGUAAAUGAUGAAUAUAAAGUUUUGAUGAAUUCUUCUUUGAAUUGUAUGUUUUGUUUUGCUUUGUUUUGUUGGAAAAAAAAAUCAUGAUAUCAACUG